UGCGCCAAAAUUACUCUUCUGAUCAUUGGAUGAUUGCCACAUAUCAAGUACAUGUAUAUCUAUGGGGCUCACGGUGGGUGUGACCGGUCAACAGGGAAUGUUUACUCCACCUUGGCACCUGAUCCCACCUCUGAUGUGUCCAGGGGUCAGUGUUUGCCCUAAUCAUACUUUAGAAUUUCUUAUAGCUAUAGGACUUAUGAGAUUGAUCACUGUUCGUUAUCUUCACCUCAUCAUCAAUAGGAGAAAAAUUCCUAAUGUGGAAACUUUUGACAAUGACAAUUUUCCCCAUGAAAAUUAUUCUCAUGCCAAUUUUACUUCACAGUAGUUAAUUAUCAUUGGCCAUACAUGAUUUCUUCAAGGGAUGGACGCACCCUGAUGUUGUUCCUUUGACCUAUACCAGAACUAGACGAUCGUGUUAAAAGGACGCAGCUAGGGAUAAUACAAGGAACAGACUUUUCAUUUAUGCAUUUUUAAAACCCAUUUAAAGUGCUGGCAAAAUGUCUGAUUUUGCAUACCCUGGUGUUCGUAAUGAUUAAACAGAUCUGACUGUUCCUAAUGCUAGUGUACACUAGGCACGUGAAGAUAUUCUUGUUUACUUUGUGAAUAUUAAAACACCAUGCACUUUAACAGCUCCCUGCUAUGAAUACUGAUAGAAGCUGGUCAUGACAGAUGCCUCAGUGUUGCGAGAUUUCACCCAGCCUGAUGAGUUAAGCGACUUAACUCUGGUGAUUAGCGGUACCCCACUCCACGUUCACAAACAGUACCUGGCCGAGUGGUCACCUGUGUGGCGUCAGAUGUUCCUGGAGGAAUGUUCCAGUCCCCAGGGUCUCCAGGAAAUCUUAAUGCCGGACAAAAACUUACUGGAAGUUACGGAACUGUUGCACAGUAUCUAUUCAACACAGAAGCCCAUCUCAGAAACAAAUGUCAAAUUCCUACUAGAACUGUCAGAGGAAUUCCAAAUAAACCGUGUGAAAGAGCGAUGCGAACAGUUUCUUGUGAACCAAGAAAGAUCGCUAGGUAUUCUAGUUCUGGCAGAAAAAUACAAACUCAGAUCCCUAUACAAGCGCUGCAUGGAAUACGCCAAAACCAAGACUCUAGAGGAGCUAGACUCCAGUCCGGAGUGUAAAAAACUAUCACAGGAGACAUUAUUACAGAUUUAUCACGACAAGAUCGAUAUGCUGCGGGAAUAUUCGAAGGACUUGACACAAAGAGACAGAAAAACUAAACAGGAUUGCGAGACGCUGCGAAUGGAAAAAGAAAACAUGAAGAGAAGUUUACAGAGCAUACAAAAACUGUGGGAGGUCCCCAGCAAGAGAUGUUUCAGACACAUCGCCGACAGCGCCUUCAAUUACAGCUGUCCGGAGUGUAACGAAAAAAUCUACUUUGAGAUUCGAAAACUGUGUGGGGAAGGUCAACAUCUCCGGCGAUACUUUCCUAAAUCCCAAGAAAAAAAUUCAUAGAUGAAACCGUUACCCUAAAGAUCAAAUUUGUAUGGAACAAGUACCCAUAAAAUACAAAUCUAGGAUCUGGUAUUUAAAGGGACUAGUUCACGAUUUUUGAUAAAAAUAUUUUUCAUUUUUGAUGGUAAACAUUAAAAAUAUAACUCAUUUAAUAUGGACAGCCAAAAUUUUGACCUUCUGAAUGCAAGAAUAAGAGCAAUAUUUUAGCCUUAAAUCUGUGUUAUGUAAACAAAGACUCGAGUCUUUUUAUGUAUUCAAACAAACAAGUAAAAUAUUGAUUUUGUAAUAUAAAGCAUCUCAAUUUUGUAUAGUCACAAAUUUUAACUUUUAGAUUACACAUUUAUCCCAAACAUGCUUGAAAUGUGAAAUAUAUAAUAAACUUAGAUUGAUAUCCAUUUCUUUUGAAAAUUUCAUAAACAAUAACAUACCGCAAUCUUUGUUUACAAAACAAAUAAUGAACUCUCUAAAAUGAGCUUCUGUGAUAAUGUAUAACCUUAAUUUUAAUGUGAACUCUUUUAAACACAUUAGACAGUAGAUUUUGAUCAUUAAAAGUGAAAAAGAAAAUUUUGGGGGAAAUCGUGAAUGAGUCCCUUUAAAGUGCUGAAACAUCAAAACAACUACAACAGCAUUUACAGACAAAUGGAACAUCAUUGUUCUCUGCAUUGUCUUUAUACACAAUUCAUGUAUAGCAGUAGUUUGGAAAUCAACAGAUUUCGAAGUUCUAUUUGCUGUACAUUAUGAAAAUAGCGUUAAUUGAUCUUGUUUGCAAUAUCAUAGUUAGGUAUGAGUCAGAUAUAUUAUGUUACAUCAUUAUAAGGACCAAUUUUCACUCAUUAUUAAGACAACUUGCUAUAAACAAACUCUUUCCAUUACUGAUGAAAAAAAAUACUAAAUUUAUGUUUAUAUAAGGAAAAUGAAUAAAUUUUACUACAUGGAAUUUAA
Messenger RNA from Ostrea edulis (European flat oyster), 2402 nucleotides. Its product is annotated as BTB and MATH domain-containing protein 38-like. Gene Ontology annotation, molecular function: protein binding. The transcript has 4 exons. NCBI's taxonomy places the organism in Eukaryota, Metazoa, Mollusca, Bivalvia, Ostreida, Ostreidae. The record is from RefSeq and is a predicted model, not a curated record. The coding region runs from base 663 to 1460 and encodes 265 amino acids.